AUGGGAGAUUUUAAUGCAAAAGUGGGAGCAACAAGACAUGGAGACAUAGUAUUAGUACGUCCAUAUGUACUGGGAACCAGAAAUGGAAGAGGAGAAAAACUGAUAGAAUGCGCCAUCCUGAAUGACAUGAUUAUUGGAAACACUUGGUAUGAAGAACAACCAAGAAGAUUAUGGACCUGGAAGAGUCCUGGGGACAGCACUGGCAACCAGAUCGACUAUAUCGUGAUCAAGAAAAGAUACAAAAACGGAAUGCUAAAUGUCAAAACGCGGCCAGGAGCAGACUGUUACAGUGACCAUGGCAUUUAUGGAGAGUCUGAAGACGUGGCUGAGAUAAUUGCGUUCUACGCGUCAGAUGCUGCAAAACUGACCACUGGGGAUCGCAACAUCAUAGAUGCUGGACUCACUCUGCCAAUUCUCUUCAACGAGCCUAAAGUGAAGGAUCAGUGA
Molecule: messenger RNA, 447 nt
Organism: Aplysia californica (California sea hare)
Lineage: Eukaryota; Metazoa; Mollusca; Gastropoda; Aplysiida; Aplysiidae
Product: craniofacial development protein 2-like
Exons: 2
Coding region: 1-447 (148 amino acids)
Source: RefSeq, a predicted model, not a curated record